AUGAUGACUCUAAAAGUCUGUCCAAGCCUUUUGCUAUUAUUCUUAGCUCAUUCUGUGUGGACUCGAACUGUGAGACAAGUUUAUGAUGACCUGGAUCCUGAACAUUGGUCUCACUACACUUUUGAGUGUCCACAAGAAUGUUUUUGUCCUCCUAGUUUCCCCAAUGCAUUAUACUGUGAUAACAAAGGUCUUAAAGAAAUACCUGCAAUCCCAGCAAGAAUUUGGUACCUCUAUCUUCAAAACAACCUAAUUGAAACAAUUUCAGAUAAACCUUUUGUGAAUGCCACUCAUCUCAGGUGGAUAAAUCUGAACAAGAAUAAAAUCACCAACAGUGGAAUUGAGAGUGGUGUGCUGAGCAAGCUGAAAAGGCUGCUUUACUUGUUCCUUGAAGAUAAUGAAUUGGAAGAGGUGCCUGCUCCAUUACCAGUGGGCUUGGAACAGCUAAGGCUGGCUAGGAACAAAAUCUCCAGAAUCCCAGAAGGAGUCUUCAGCAACUUGGAAAACCUUACUAUGUUAGAUCUGCACCAGAACAAUUUGUUGGACAGCGCUCUUCAAAGUGACACCUUCCAAGGACUCAAUAGUCUUAUGCAACUCAACAUAGCAAAAAAUUCACUCAAAAAGAUGCCUUUAAGCAUUCCAGCUAACACACUGCAGCUGUUUUUAGACAACAACUCCAUUGAAGUGAUACCAGAAAACUACUUCAGUGCAAUACCCAAAGUGACUUUCCUUAGGCUGAACUACAAUAAACUAUCUGAUGAUGGUAUUCCCCCAAAUGGGUUUAAUGUUUCAUCUAUUCUAGACUUACAGCUGUCUCAUAACCAGCUCACUAAAAUUCCACCUAUCAAUGCUCGUCUUGAGCACCUUCACCUUGAUCACAACAGAAUCAAAAGUGUCAAUGGUACUCAGAUAUGCCCAGUCUCAAUUACUGUAGCAGAAGACUACGGUUUUUAUGGUAACAUACCUCGCCUCCGCUAUCUACGCUUGGAUGGAAAUGAAAUUCAGCCUCCAAUUCCAUUGGACAUCAUGAUAUGUUUCCGACUACUGCAAGCUGUUGUCAUAUAA
Cygnus atratus (black swan) is the source of this 1062-nucleotide messenger RNA. RefSeq names its product keratocan (gene KERA). Bases 1 to 1062 code for a protein of 353 amino acids. The record is from RefSeq and is a predicted model, not a curated record. Lineage: Eukaryota; Metazoa; Chordata; Aves; Anseriformes; Anatidae. Gene Ontology annotation, molecular function: protein binding. The transcript has 2 exons.